Molecule: messenger RNA, 5235 nt
Organism: Aspergillus campestris IBT 28561
Lineage: Eukaryota; Fungi; Ascomycota; Eurotiomycetes; Eurotiales; Aspergillaceae
Product: putative capsule-associated protein CAP1
Exons: 7
Coding region: 1-4923 (1640 amino acids)
Cellular component (GO): cytoplasm
Molecular function (GO): glycosyltransferase activity
Source: RefSeq, a predicted model, not a curated record
AUGGCAGCAUGCGGUCCCAACGCCUUUCGGCCCUCGGACGAUGUUCUGAUCUCAUCGCCCCUUCCUUCCCCUCACGCCGAUCCGACCCCGCCGCAAGAAGAAGUCACGAACGACUCAAGUGAUCGCAAAAGUGCCCAGAAGCACCACCCUGACACCAAUCAUCCAAUAUCGAGUCUGGCUCACAAUGCGGCGCAAACGUUUGAUCAGACGCGAUCGCGCCAGUCGACAUCGCUCGCUGAGGCCGUUAAUGAAUACCGUCGUCGCUACCACAUGCACCCGCCACCGCACUUUGAUAAGUGGUUCAAGCUGGCUCGUUCGAGGGGCGUGCAGAUGAUUGAUGAGUACGAUACGAUCUACCACUCGCUGUUGCCGUUUUGGGGUCUCAAACCGGCGGUGAUCCGGGACCGCGUUCGGGAAGCGCUGGGUUAUGAGAAUGCCGUGCUGGGGGUGCUUAUUAGAGACGGCAAGGUUACUUUAGUUGAAGGCGGUGGUGAUGGGAAACAAUGGCAGCGGGAUGCGACGGUGGAGAUGAUGAAGGACUUUGUUCAGUAUUUGCCGGACAUGGAUUUGGUGUUUAAUAGUCAUGAUGAGCCUCGCGUCAUUGUGCCUAGCGAAGAUCUGCGGAGGCUGGUUGAUGUGGCUAAGGACCAUGUCAUUCCUAGUGCUUUUAAAAACCAAUCUCCUACGAAUGCGUGGUCGGGGAGGCCUGCGGACGUGAACAAGGGUGAUCGCAUUGAUGAAGUGCGGAAGAGUCGUUUCAAUCGAUAUGCACAUCAGCCCACUUGGACUGACUCCAGAGCCUCUUGUCCCGCGGAUAGCCCGUCCCGCUCUCUGGAUGAGAAUGAACCUGACAAUGUCGAUGCCUAUGCGGAUGGUGAACUGGGAUUCGUUUACAAUACGACCGCAUUCUCUGAUAUCUGCAACACUCCUUCUCUGCGCGAUCGAUACGGUUUCUUCGAGAGAGCCAAUGCCUUCGAUGUCGUCCACGAUCUGUUCCCCGUGUUCUCGCAGAGCAAACUCUCCAGUUUCCAGGACAUCCUCUAUCCUAGUCCGUGGUACUGGGUGGAUAAGGUGCCGUACGAAGCCGAAAAAGAUUAUACUUGGGACGAAAAGAUGGACAAGAUGUACUGGAGAGGAUCGACGACCGGCGGGUAUUCGCGAGGAGGCGGGUGGAGGCGCCAGCACCGGCAAAGAUUCGUCGGCACGAUCAACGCCCUGAACGAUACCAAGGUUCUGGCGAAGAGCGAGAAGGGCUUGUGGGAGUCAAAAGAGGCGCGCCGGGAGUCGUAUCGGGACCUGUUUGACGUGUGGAUCACGUAUGUCGGACAGUGUGACGAGGAUGACUGCGCCGCCCAGAGAGAGUACUUCCAGAUCGGCGAGCAGACCGGCCAGCAGGAUGCCUGGGCUUACAGGCACCUGGUAGACAUUGACGGAAACGCUUUCAGUGGUCGGUUCUACGCGUUCCUCCAUAGCAACAGUUUGGUACACAAGGUUGCCAUCUUCCGCGAAUGGCACGACGAAUGGAUCAGGCCUUGGGUGCACUAUAUCCCGCUGAGCCUGACAGGGGAUGAAUACGUGGAGACCAUGCGGUAUCUAGCAUCGGAGGACGAAGCUCGGAAUACGUUCUGGGAUCUAUCGAAGAAAUGGUCGGGCCUUUCCCAUCAGAUCCUCACGCUGCGAAACGGGUUCAAAUUCCACUACGUCUGCAACGACCUUCCCGGAUCGGACGGUAACACGAAACCGCUGGUCAUCUUCAUCCACGGCUAUCCUGACAGCUGGGCGAUAUGGCGCUACGUGAUCAGCUCGGCGUCGCUGCAGCAGACGGCUUCGAUCGUUGCUGUCGAUCUCCCUGGUUUCGGAGGUAGUGAGGGGCUGGAUAAAUACUCGGCGACGAGCGUGCUGGAGAAUCUGACGGAGUUUAUCAUUACGAUGAGGAUGCAGUAUGGGGUGGAGAAUGAUGCUGGGAUUCGUCAGAAGCCUACUGUUGUUGUUGCUCAUGAUUGGGGUUGUGUUAUUUCUAUGCGUCUUGCGGCUGAGGCGCCGGAGCUGGCUGAUCGGUUUAUUCUGAGCAAUGGCCCUUUGAUCGGUCACGUCGUCUCUAAUGUCCGCCGUCGCGUGUUCUCGGCUGUGAAGAUAGCCAAAACGGCGCUGCGGUCUCCCGUUCGCAACUUCUGGGUGUUCGGCAAGGCUUUGGGGACCCUCAAGCCCGUCUUCCUGCAAUUACUCCUCUCGGGAUACAUCUUCGCUUUUCAGCUGCCUAUGCCCCUCGUCAGGUACCUCGGUGAAGGCGGCAACCAGUCAUUCCUCAAGCUCUGCCACAAGGUCUCCCAUGGGAACUCCAAGUUCACAUCCCAGCACGCCGCAGAAUGCAUGGCAAGCACGAUGGGACCGUCCGUCGAGGAAUGCAAGACCCAGACAGACAACGGCGACAGCUAUGCAGAAUCCGUCAAAGACCGCGCUCUGUCGAAUUUCACCCACAUGACCAGCUACUACCGCGAUGGCUGCGCCAUCGCCCACUGGGACAAGUCCGUCGAGACCAUCGCCGCGCUACACGUUAUCUCGCAAGGCGAACAGUCCCCGCGGGGCAACAGCGGCGCGGGACUGUUCAACGAGGGUCCGCCCGGGGCCCUCCGCGCGCGUGCGACUCUCGUGUGGGGGAAGAAAGACUUUGCGUUGAAUGAGCAUAUCUGUCUCGAUGGGAUCUCGGAUUAUCUUGGGACUGAUAGCCAGGUUGUCGAGCUUGGCCACUCUGGUCAUUUUACGCCCUUGGAGCAGGAGAGUCAGGUCGCGUUGGAGAAAGUCGCGGAGUGGGCUGCUAAGGGCGAGCGGGAGGAUAUAUCCACUGUUCUUCAGGACUGUUAUCCGGAUGCUGUUGUUAAGACUAUAUACGAUGAGAUCAUACCCGUCCACCCAAUGACGAACAACACUCCCGUGAACCUCUGGCUCAUGGACCGCCCGGAUCUAAUCUCCACAUUUACCAAGAUAGAGCUGUGGCGCCAAACACAAUUCAAGCGCAUCGUAUACAUCGACUGCGAUGUUGUGGCCGUCCGCGCUCCGGACGAGCUCUUGGAGAUGGACGUCGAUUUCGCGGCCGCGCCGGACGUCGGGUGGCCGGAUUGUUUCAACAGCGGCGUGAUGGUGCUGCGACCCAACCUGCAGGACUAUUUCGCCCUGCGGGCGCUGGCCGAGAGAGGGAUUAGCUUUGACGGGGCUGACCAGGGGUUGUUGAAUAUGCAUUUCCGGGAAUGGCAUCGGCUCGGCUUCACGUAUAACUGCACACCCAGUGCGAACUACCAGUAUAUUCCGGCCUACAGGCAUUUCCAGAGUACCAUCAGUAUGGUCCAUUUUAUCGGGGCUCGGAAGCCUUGGAAUAUGCCGAGGCAGCUGCUUCCACUUGAAACGCCGUAUAACCAGUUGCUUGGGAGGUGGUGGGCCAUAUAUGAUAGGCAUUAUCGUCCUGUGGUUAAUACACCGUUUUCACAGACGGAUAGUACAGUUGAAUCUCCUAGGGAUGAUGAGACUGCAGGCUCCCACGCUGUUGCGGAGCCGCCAGCCGUACAAUGGCUACCGACUAUUCAGGUCAAGCCAGCAGAAAGCACUGAUGAGCCACUCCGAGAACCAGAGGUCCAGUUCCAACCGGAAGAUUCUAUAAUUAAGCACGGAGAACACCGUGUCCCUCAAGAACAGAUCGCAUUCAGUACAGACGGGGCGUCUUUCCAGGAAGAACCACCAGCCCCUGCUGUAGAAACUGUCUCCCAAGAGGAACAGUCAACCCCCGUGGCAGAACAAGAUAUAAUCACUCCAGCACCGGUUCGAAGUGCUGUCCCACAAUACGUUCGUGGAGAAGAGCAUAUCUCAGCAUACAUACAGCCACACGCGGAGACAACCUUCUUCGUUUCACAAGCUGAUCCUAUCUCUUUAAGACGGGAAACGAAUGUACCCCUCCCCCCUUUGGAGACACCAGGCACCUCGCAGCCCCCGUUCUAUCAACAGCCAGCAGAAGCCGUGCCUGAGCCCGCGGAACCGCUGGUAUCAGGACCUCCUACACCAACUUUUGAGCCUCCCAAAGCAGAAUGGGAUGCCUCCAGGGAGCCUCCACCGUUGAACUCGAAGCCCGAGGGAAUUGCCUUGAAGCAAAAGACGUAUGAAAUGUCAGAAGACCAUCAGCUUUUCCAACCUCCUCCAUCCUACCCAGAGGCCCCAAAAGGCAUGUACUACGAAGUUCCGCGAGAGAAACCGGCGCCCCAGAAAGUCUCUCAAGUGUUUCCAUGGGAAACCCAUGCGCCUGCACCGACGCGAGUCUUCCCGGGCGAAGAGCAGACCAUCACUUCGCAGGAAAGGAAACCACCCACUUCAUCUAUAGAGUCUCCGACUGAAGUAUCCGGACCAUCCACAGCGCGCUCCUGGACGUCCUGGACAACCGAGGAGCCCCCCGUCUCCUGGGACAGCUACACCCGGUCCAACGCCUGGGACGAGGACCCAGACAUUCAAAAAUACAUCCACACCAUCCAACAGGCCCGCAAAGCAAGAAUCCAGGUCAUCUCAGGCACCCAGGCUACCACCGGAGGCCAACCCGUCGCGACGCAAACAACGCCCCCUUCCGGACAGGAAAUCUCACCCCCCAGCAACCGGAUAACCGAUUUCCCCAGCGCAACAGAACGGCCCAGCCUCCCUGUCACCCCAGCGCCCAUCCAGAGACCAGCAGGCGGCGGCAGCCCUCCCCAGUGGCACCAGUUACCAUCCGCACAGGGGGUACCGAACCAGGAGGAAUGGGUGGGUGUCACGGUUGGAGCGUUUUUGCACCUGCUGCGAGUGACGUGCUUAUACAGGAACUUUAUAGAAUCCGUUGGUCCGCCUCGAAGAGCUGCAGCAGCAUCAGUCGGUGAUCUUGGAGCGGCCCGAAUCGCUCCAAGAACGAAUUGAGAGGGCGGGGGUUGUUGGGGGGCGGAGGCGGAUGGAUCCUUAGUUUUGAAUUACUUUCCUUUUUUCUUCCGUUGGGAAUUUUUUGAGGAGGGAGGGCUGGACUGGACCUGAAUUGGACCUGGAAUGAUUGUGUGUGUGUGGUUUGUUUGCUCAGUCGAGUUGAUAUGUUUUCUUUCUUUCUUUGCCGUCUACAUCUGCUCUUUGAGACUUUUUUUCCUUUGUUGCUAUUUGGUGUCUAUAUGAGCGCCAUCUGUAUAUUAUGUACCUGGAUAAUUUCUCUUCCUCGUCUGCUUGUUGGCUGCUUCCUUUUUC